Messenger RNA from Epinephelus moara (kelp grouper), 4804 nucleotides. RefSeq names its product phospholipid phosphatase 3-like. Gene Ontology annotation, biological process: phospholipid dephosphorylation; phospholipid metabolic process; canonical Wnt signaling pathway. The transcript is spliced from 6 exons. NCBI's taxonomy places the organism in Eukaryota, Metazoa, Chordata, Actinopteri, Perciformes, Serranidae. Gene Ontology annotation, molecular function: phosphatidate phosphatase activity. Bases 261 to 1202 code for a protein of 313 amino acids. The record is from RefSeq and is a predicted model, not a curated record.
GAAAGGAGCAAAGGAUGGUUAGAAGUUAGAAGAAAGCGAGUAGUGACUGUCAGAGGACAGACAGCAGCUAUAGUAGUUAGAUUGUCAGAGUACUUAACGUUACUGAACAGCAGACUAACAUUAGUAUAGACCUGCAUGACGACUCCUCUUCAGGACUCAAGUCGGUAGACACCUAUAGGUAGAAAUACAGCAAACGCACGGCGAAAGCUUGUAACGACAGUUUUUAUUUCCUUUAAUUUGAAGCACACAACACGUUUUAAAUGCAACGCUGUUUGAUAUAUGAGAAAAGUAUGGCAGCCGAGACGAGGAACGGCGGGAGUUCACUCAACAACAAUAACUGCAAAGACCACAGCAGGAGAAAGUUACUGGUCGGAGUGGACCUCUUCUGCCUCUUUUUAGCCGGCCUGCCUUUCUUGGUCAUUGAGACCAGCGCUGUUCAGCCUUACCGUAGAGGGUUUUACUGCGAUGAUGAGUCCAUCAAGUACCCGGCCAAAAAUGGAGACACCAUUAGCGACGGUGUGCUUAGCGCUGCUGGCAUUCUUAUCACCAUCCUCUCUAUCAUCAUCGGGGAGAGCUACAGGAUCUACUUCCUGAACGAGGGAUCCAAGUCUUUUGUCGGGAACCCGUACAUAUCUGCUCUAUACAAGCAGGUGGGCGUGUUCGUCUUUGGCUGCGCCAUCAGCCAGUCCUUCACUGACAUCGCCAAAGUGUCAGUGGGUCGCAUGCGUCCUCAUUUCCUCGAUGUGUGCAAACCUGACUUCUCCACUAUCAACUGCUCCCUGGGUUACAUCACUGACUACCAGUGUCAGGGGCCAGAGAGCAAAGUUCAGGAGGCCAGGAAGUCUUUCUUCUCUGGACAUGCAUCAUUCUCCAUGUACACCAUGCUUUACCUGGUGUUUUACCUGCAGUCUCGUUUCACUUGGCACGGAGCUCGCCUGCUGCGCCCUCUGACCCAGUUCACUCUCAUCAUGAUGUCUUUCUACACCGGCCUGUCCCGUGUCUCUGAUCACAAGCACCACCCAACUGAUGUCCUGGCGGGUUUUGUGCAGGGAGCCCUGGUGGCCUACUGCAUAGUAUUCUUUGUGUCUGAUUUGUUCAAACCCAAAGGAAGACGUUCUAACCUGUCGCCGACCCCAGUGAAGAAAGAUCUUGUUCCUCCAGCAGACAUCAGAGAGCGGAGCAACCAUCUCAUCAUGGCAUAGAGAAGGCUGCAUACUGACUGUACGUACUCCUGACCUGUGCCAUUUAAAUCACUACUACAGCCACUGGUCAAUACUGGAUAAAACAAACUCCCAACAAGCUGGAUAAUGCAGACAAAUAUGGAAUCUCAGAGGAUGAGAGGAGGCUACGGAAAACAGUCAACCGAGUUUUGCUUUCUCAUCGGAAAGUUUCAUCUUUUUCCUCGGUGCAACCAGACAUUUUAAUGUGGAAAAGAGAGAGGGCUAUUUGUACCUCCUCUGUUAUGAAGAUUAUCGGAGAUUCUCCUCUGUCAAGGCCUUUCCAUGAACACAAGUCUGAGACGAAACAAAACUGAGAAAUGGCAGCUGUCAACAAAGCUCUGUGUGCCUUAUGUGCCUUCUCCCCUCUGCUGCAUCCAGUGGGAGCUACACUAAUAUUCCUGCCACUCCCUCACUGUGUGACUCAUAACAAAUCAUGACAAAAAAACAAAGUCCUUGAUUUCAUGAAGGAUGUUGUUUUGGUUUGGUUUUAUUACAAAUAUGUGUGAUUUAUAGCACUAUUUUAGCUAAACUCAGUACUGUUUGUCACCACUUGAAUGACCUGAAGUGAAGCUUUUGGAAAGCUUUGUAAGACGUUGUAAGCUUUUUGUUAUGAUCAUAAUGUCAUGUUCCUCAGAAGGCGCACAUAAGUUACAGUAGGUGGAAAGUACGGCGAGAGCGUACGUGUUGGAUGUGGGCCUCUUUCUGCUGGCUAGGACGAGCCCCCACUGAGCCAUUUAAUGAAAUGACUGUCUGUUAUAUGUACCAGACGGGUGCUCACAAGUGUUAGGUCAGAGUGUGUGUGAGAGUGUGUGUCCCUUGCGUAUGCUCAUAUGUAGUUAAUUUCUGUGUCUGUGUGUGUGUGUUUGGGUGAGGCCUUUCUGAGAGCGAGUGCCAAUGUGUCUUAAUGUCAUGUCUAUAUAUUUCAGUGUUUAUAGCCAACAAGUGUGCCUCUUUUCAGCCAGAGAACAGGCACCUGCUCCAACAGACACAUGUAACAUGAGACGGGAACACUGUGGGGAAAAAAAGCAUUACGUGCUGUUCAUGUACUUUACUGUUACUAAUCAUAGUCAUGAUUCACAUCACUGAGAAAUCCUGUGAUAUAUCGUAUGCUACACAGGCAUAUAUAUGUAUCUAUACACACCUAAAGGGGACCUAUUAUGCUCAUUUUCUGAUUCAUACUUGUAUUUUUGGCUUCUACUAGAACAUGUUUACGCGCUUAAAUGGUCAGAAAAACUUUAUUUUACUCAUACUGUCUGUGCUGGAACAUCUGAAGUCACCCUCUGUCUGAAUCGCACCAUGUUAACACCUGUCAAUUUCAGCCCCCCUCCCAAAAAAGCUCAGUCUGCUCUGUAUCUGCGUCCCUGGCAUCUCUGCCAAGCCCACAGGAACAGCGUUAGGCGUUAAACCAAUCUUAAAUAGUGGCCAAAAGUGAAAUAACACCAUCUGGGUUCAUCACGUGAUGCCAUGAGGCCCAAAAAGGCUUUUUCCUGUAGACAUAUAUUUGAAAGAGUCGUCUGUAAAUCAGUGGAAAGUUUUUUGGGCAUCACAACCCCUGCAAAAAUGACUUGUUCCACUGUCAGGAUGUGAUCCAUUUGGUCAAAUAACAUUUUGAAACUCUCGAAUAACUACAAGAUAAGAUCAUUUUACCUACAUUCAAGUUUGCGGAGCGCUACACUACAAGUUAGCUGUUCAGCUGCCGCAAGUCUCGAGUGCGCUUGCUCUAUGGGCCCCCCAGUGUGAAAGAUCUGGAUAAUGUCACACAGCGGAAAUAGAGGUUUUUUUUUAGUUUCAUGUACCACUGAGCAGCUUUUAUAGAACUGAACAGGGGCCAGCCUUCAGCGCUGUGUCCAGUUCUCUUUAUACAUCCAUGGUAUCUGCACUGUCAUUGCUGCCAGGGGAAUGACUGUAACGGGUAAUAGUGACACUUUUUACCAUGAAAAAUCUGGUUGCGUCUAAACGCACCCAGACAUGUUCCAGCAGAGAUAUCUGAAAUGAGGAGAAAUUAUCAACAUCCAAGAUUCCAUGUUUCUCUGAUGUUAGCAUGUAGCUACAUGGGAGAAGUUUGCCUUCAGGGCUUGCUUUUAUCUUAACCUAACCAGGAAAGUGCUUCCUGACAGUAAUCCCUGAAGACAAAUUUCUCCCAACAGUGCAUGCAGCUACAUGUAGCAUUGUAGGCUACGUAAUGUGCCUGGAGCAGAUGACCAUAUAAAGAAAUCUAGCACAAACUGACGUCAGCUUGUAGUUAAAUUUCUGACAGGUUUUUGCUCACAGGGAUUACUUUUCCAUACAUUUACCUCAUUAUUUGAAACUUUGGCCGUGUUUGAUAUAAACAUUCAACAUUGUGACAUUACACAUGUGACAGAAAAUAAGUAAAAAGCAUAAUAGGUCUCCUUUAAAAUAAAGACAGGGACGUCCUAGAGCAGUGAUUACUUACAGAAAAUUUUCAGUAUCAAAACACAAUUUAGCAAUGUUUAAAAAGUCAUUAUUUUGGCACAUUGUAACCGUUUAAUAUCUCAUAGAGUCUUGUAAAGUAAUACAAUAGAGCUGCAAUGAGGCUCUGCAUUAUAGAGGAUGAAAAUCAUUAUCUUGAAUUUUAAGUAAUAAUGAUGCUAAUAUGUUUGUAUGACAUUAAUGUAAUUAACUUUUUAGAAAGAAAAAAAAACACUUAAAACCACUGACUGGAAGCAUCAUACUAACUCAGUUUUAAGAUGUUGAGACUAGGGAUGGGACGAUAUAUGAUUUUAUCAUAAUUCACGCAAAAAACAACAACAAUAAGUUGGUUGUAGUGAAUUUUCAUUAUUGGCAUAAUUGUGAAUAUUGUGUCCAGCUGCACCCAAAGAGACUGCUGGGCAGCCAAAAAUAAAAAAGACUCCACAAAGGUAUAUUUCAUAUGAAAAGAUAUGAUGCCAUUUGAAAUAAUUGACCAGCUCUGCUUUUUAAGAUUGUUUAUUUUGAUAUUCGUGAAAAAGGAUGUUCACAAAAACUGUGUGUCCUAUCAACGAUGCAAUAAAAAUAUUAGGUAAGGUAAUUCCAUGAUAUUUUGGUGCCAUUUUAAGAGUUUUAAGCAUAUUUUGGUGAUCAUCGUGAUAAUAUUGUGAAUUGCAAUUAUUUUGUCCAGGAUCUGUUUGUCUAUUAAAUUUUAAUAUCGUCCCAUGCCUAACUGAGACACACUUGGAUCUGAUACUCAUAGGGAAACUAGUUUUUUCUUCCCACGUCUUGAAAAUCUACUUAUACAGCAUCAGAUAAUUCUGCGUGCUGCCAUACAUUGUACAAUACUGUAUCAUGUAUAUAUACAGUAUAUCCUUUGAAAAAAAACACCCACUAUGACUUGUGUGUCGAGACCUGUGUAAAUGUAAAACGUGCUGCUUUAACGAGGCAAAGCUUGGCAGAUGUCAUCCUGUAAAGUUGACAACUUGUGAAUAUUAAGUUUUAUGAGAAAAAAAAACAAAGCUCUCAAUGCAGACAGCUUCAGUACAUGUUUAUUAAAUAAAAAAAAUGCCUUUCCAUAUUUUUGUAAUGUCGUGAAAUUUUGUACGAAGAAACUGUAAGACAAAGAUAAAAUGUCUUUAAUAAAACACAAAAGA